AUGCGAUAUAACGAUCAAAGUCCGUUGGAAAAUCACCAUUCAGCAGUGGCAUUCGAUUUGUUGAGUCAUGCAGAAGUUGAUCCUUUCGCUCAUCUUCCUUUCAGUGUUCGACAACGAAUUCGCAAAGGAAUGAUAAGAUGUAUAUUAGCCUUGAUAUCAUGUUAUAUUACAGAAUUACCGUUGAAUUACAUAAGAAGUAUUUUAAACAGUUAG
This is a messenger RNA of Heterobilharzia americana, 213 nucleotides long. The record is from the annotation of a GenBank genome assembly. Lineage: Eukaryota; Metazoa; Platyhelminthes; Trematoda; Strigeidida; Schistosomatidae.